AUUUUGAAAUACCCAUCUAGUUUAUAGUUAACUUAUCGUAACGUUUGUGAAAAACUAAAUGUAGGUCGUCUCGUUGUGUAAUUCGCAGCUUGUUUGGCGCAAAGCAGUCGCAAUGGCAAUAUUCGGCGUUUGGGACUACGUAGUGAUAGCAAUAGUUUUAUUAAUUUCUUCCUUCAUUGGGAUCUACUACAGAUUUACGGGCGGUAAACAGAAAACGAUGCAAGAGUAUUUGCUAGCGGACAAGAACAUGUCCAUCACGCCAGUUGCGUUCUCCUUGAUGGCUUCCUUCAUGUCUGCAAUAACAAUACUGGGAGUUUCAAGCGAGAAUUACACUUACGGGUUUCAGUUUAUAAUUAUCAACAUUUCGUAUGGGAUCUUCACGCCCGUCGCCGCUUACCUAUACCUGCCAGUAUUUUUUAAGCUGCAAGCGACCAGCGCCUAUGAGUACUUGGAGCUCAGAUUUGGAAAAACCUCAAGGCUGGCAGCAUCCCUCUCUUAUACACUGCAAAUGACUUUGUACAUGGGAAUUGUGGUUUACGCGCCCGCUUUAGCGUUGGAGGCUCUAACAGGCAUGACGAAAGAAAUCGCCAUACUAUCCAUAGGUUUAGUUUGUACGUUUUACUCAACAAUAGGAGGCAUGAAGGCUGUGUUAAUCACGGACGUCUUCCAGUCCAUGUUAAUGUUCGUCUCAGUGUUCAGUGUUAUUGGUUAUGAGUUGAAAGAAAGAGGCAGUUUCUCGGAAAUUUGGCGAAUAGCGGAAAGCGGCAACCGGACAGAACUAUUAAACUUUGAUCCCGACCCGACGGUAAGGCAUUCUUGGUUUUCCUUAAUAAUCGGGGGCGGUGUGACUUUUCUCUCGCUCUAUGCAGUAAACCAAACGCAAGUCCAGCGCUACUUGACUAUCAAGGACUUGAAACGGGCCCAAAUGGCCCUCUGGUGGAACUGGCCCAUUUUGACAACUCUGAGCAUAAGCACCUCGUUUUCUGGUCUGUGCAUUUACUCGAGAUAUUUUAACUGCGAUCCAGUGACAGCGGGCCGUAUAAACAGCAUAGACCAAUUGAUGCCAUAUUAUGUUGUUGAUACUAUGGGCGCAAUCCCAGGUCUUUCGGGUUUAUUUGUCGCUGGUAUUUUCUGCGCCUCUUUAUCCACUGUAUCUGCUGCCCUAAACAGCCUCGCCGCAGUCACCGUUGAGGAUUAUUACAAGCCCUUACACCGUCUAAUAUUCAAGAGAAACAUGUCCUUGAACGCGGUGUCCCUUCGGACAAAAAUUAUAGCCCUUAUUUAUGGGUUUGUCUGCCUUGGGGUUGCAUUUUUGGCGCAGCUGUUGGGAGGGGUGCUCCAAGCAGCGCUCACAAUUUUCGGGGUGGUCGGAGGGCCGUUGCUCGGAUUAUUUUCCUUGGGUAUGUUUACUUUGACUGCCAAUGAACAGGGCUCAGUGACGGGGUUGAUUUGUGGGGUUUCUGUGUCCUUGUGGAUUGCUUUCGCUCCAAAACCGGGCCCUCAAGCUUUGCCUACGAGUAUUGAAGGUUGUGAUAGCUCAAAUUCUAGUCACUUCAUAGAGAAUAUCGCUAAAAGUCUGAACAUCAAUGAUGACGAUUAUUUUUGGCUAUACAGAGUUUCAUAUUUGUAUAACGGUGUGAUUGGGCUACUAAUAACGUUCAUAGUUGGAUACUUAGUAAGCUUUGGAACCAGGAAACUAUUCGGGAAGAGAGUGGACGAUGAACACUACGAUCCCAGUUUAUUCAUACCGCCUCUGGAAAAGAGGUUGAGAAGGAAAAUGAAAAUUUCCAUGCAGCUUACCGAUUUUAACUCGGUUAAGAUAAGAGGCAGCACAAACAUAAGUGCUAGUUACACUGCGGGGUAGCUUUUAGCAGAAUUAUAGGAAAAUCUCGUGUCUUUUAAUAGGGGAUCUUAAUUUUUUGUUGUUUUUGUUAACUAAAUAGUACUUAAUACACAUAUUUAUUUAAGAAUAUUGAAACGGGUUAUUUACUUAAAACCUUGUUUUCGGAUGUAUGCGGUAUCCGAAUUGUAGCAUUUCUCAAAUAACAUAUAAAUGAAUAAUUAUGUCUGUGAUAAGGAAACUAUUUAAACCAAGUCAAAAACACUUUUUUUACAGAUACAUUUGUUUUGCUUGUUGUUGAUUGUAAAA
Messenger RNA from Cylas formicarius (sweet potato weevil), 2149 nucleotides. Its product is annotated as putative sodium-dependent multivitamin transporter. Gene Ontology annotation, molecular function: symporter activity. The transcript has a single exon. Lineage: Eukaryota; Metazoa; Arthropoda; Insecta; Coleoptera; Brentidae. The record is from RefSeq and is a predicted model, not a curated record. Bases 113 to 1864 code for a protein of 583 amino acids. Gene Ontology annotation, cellular component: membrane. Gene Ontology annotation, biological process: transmembrane transport; sodium ion transport.